CGUGUGAGGGAAGGGAGCAGGGGCGGCGGCGGCAGCGGCAGGAGCACCAUGUCGGCGGCGGGCGGCGGUGCCUGCGGGCCGGGCGGCGCGGCCUGUGGCGGGGUCGCCGCUGGGUCGACUUCGGCGGCGGGUGGCGGGGUGUCCAUGUUCCGCUGGCUGGAGGUGCUGGAGAAGGAGUUCGAUAAGGCCUUCGUGGACGUGGACCUGCUGCUGGGUGAGAUCGACCCCGACCAAGCCGACAUCACCUACGAGGGGCGGCAGAAGAUGACCAGCCUCAGCUCCUGCUUCGCCCAGCUCUGCCACAAGGCGCAGACCGUGUCCCAGAUCAACCACAAGCUGGAGGCACAGUUAGUUGAUCUGAAGUCUGAACUGACAGAAACACAGGCAGAGAAAGCAGUAUUGGAAAAGGAAGUGCAUGAUCAGCUUUUGCAACUCCAUGCUGUUCAACUUCAGCUGCACGCCAAAACUGGUCAGAAUGUUGAUUCUGGGGCUAUUAAGGCAAAACUGGAGAGAGAGCUUGAAGCCAACAAGAAAGAAAAAGUAAAAGAAGCUCAGCUAGAAGCUGAGGUGAAGUUGCUGAGGAAGGAAAAUGAAGCACUUCGUAGACACAUAGCUGUGCUUCAGGCUGAGGUUUAUGGAGCAAGAUUGGCAGCCAAGUAUUUAGAUAAGGAACUAGCUGGAAGGGUCCAGCAGAUUCAGUUACUGGGCCGAGAUAUGAAAGGACCUGCUCAUGACAAGCUCUGGAAUCAGCUUGAAGCAGAAAUACACCUUCACCGGCACAAAACUGUUAUUAGAGCUUGUAGAGGUCGGAAUGAUCUAAAACGACCAAUGCAGGCACCACCAGGACAUGAUCCUGAUGCCUUAAAGAAGAGUCAAGGUGUUGGUCCAAUCAGAAAAGUUUUGCUAGUUAAAGAAGACCAUGAAGGACUAGGAAUUUCUAUCACAGGUGGCAAGGAGCAUGGUGUUCCAAUACUGAUCUCUGAAAUCCAUCCUGGACAACCUGCUGAUCGAUGUGGAGGGCUGCAUGUUGGUGAUGCUAUUCUGGCAGUAAAUGGAGUUAAUCUAAGAGAUGCCAAACAUAAAGAAGCUGUAACUAUUCUUUCCCAACAGAGAGGUGAGAUUGAAUUUGAAGUAGUGUAUGUUGCUCCAGAAGUUGAUUCAGAUGAUGAAAAUGUAGAAUAUGAAGAUGAGAGUGGACACCGUUAUCGUUUGUAUCUUGAUGAAUUAGAAGAAGGUGCACAUUCAAGUUCUAAUAGGAAAGAUGCAAAUGUGGAUGUCAAACCCUCACAAGUGUUUGAUAAGAAGCCAAGUAUUGAUGGACAUGAAAAUGGAGACCUGAGGAAUUCAGUUGAAGCUCCAUUAGAAGACACUGCACCCAAGUUGCCCUGUUCUGCUGAGUCUUUAUCCUAAAAACAAACAGACAAAAAAAAACAACUGGACAGAUCCUGUCUUCGGGAACAAUUGAUAAUCAGUAUUGACUGCUCCAAGAUGCUUAUACUAGUGUAGGUUGUAAAAGGAUGAUUAAAUGUCAAAAGGAACUGUAUUACUGUUGCCUGGAAAAAAGGCGGUUACCUCAGGGCUUCAUUGUGAGCAAUUCUAAAUGUGGAAAACUGUCUUUUGCGUGACACACAGUAGUUAUCUAACACAUGGCAUGUGAAAUGAAUUUUCUUUUAAUAAUAAGCACCAAAGCAUGGGAUUUCUAAAAAGGGUAACUUGAAUACGUUCAACUUUUGAUCUCACUGAUGUCCCCAGGGAAGCAGAAUAUGAUGUGGACAGCUUCGUUUUGACCCUUUCAUCCUUUAAAGGGACAGGUGAUGUUUAGUUUGGUGUGAAACAAGCUUUAACUCUAGAAGGACGGAGGAGGGGGAAGUGUACCAUUGCGUCUAUGAAUACUGUACUUAGGAUUUUUGAACUGUAACUUUUAAAAGUAAGGUUUUUUUUAAUUUCUCAGAACAGUAAAAACCAGAGCUUUUACUUGAGCAAAGACCAUCAAAACCCAAAUGGGACAGUGGAAUACUUGCUAAUCGUCAUCCUUCAGCCCAUGAUCAUUUUAUAUGUGAGAUUUUUGGCAUUGUUGUUUUAAUGAAUUCACUGCCAAUUGUUCCAUUUGAAACAUGCUCUGGAAGUAUUUAAAGAGGGUAUUGUGGGAUUUUAAAAGCAAAAUUAGUUUUGAAAUGCUCACAAUUAUGUGGGCCCUUUUGGUAUUUUUUCUUUUCCCCGAGCAUCAUCAAUUUAGCAUUCAUUAGUAUACCAUAGUAUGGUUACUGCUAAUGCAGAGUGGUUUGAGUUGGUCAUCAUUAGCCUGACCUUAUGAAAUGCUGAGUGCUUUUGAUGGGUACUGAACAUACUUAUUUCACAUUAAAAUAAUCUUUAAAGAACUGAAAGUUGAGUACACAGUACUUCACAGGAGGUGCUCAGAAUCUGUCGGUGUCUGGCCCUAUCUGUGUUAUGUUACAGCAGUCAUAUUAACCUAUAAUUGUCUUACUGUUGAAACAAAGCGUUACUUCUUUUGUAAGAGCAGUGUAUCUUAAAAUAGCUUUUAAUUGGUGUACAUCUAAAGGCCCUCAGCGUGGCUGCAAAU
Molecule: messenger RNA, 2581 nt
Organism: Neopsephotus bourkii (Bourke's parrot)
Lineage: Eukaryota; Metazoa; Chordata; Aves; Psittaciformes; Psittacidae
Gene: GOPC
Product: golgi associated PDZ and coiled-coil motif containing
Exons: 8
Coding region: 49-1410 (453 amino acids)
Biological process (GO): negative regulation of protein localization to cell surface
Cellular component (GO): membrane; Golgi apparatus; trans-Golgi network transport vesicle
Molecular function (GO): transmembrane transporter binding
Source: RefSeq, a predicted model, not a curated record